Messenger RNA from Tricharina praecox, 1484 nucleotides. RefSeq lists its product as uncharacterized. The coding region runs from base 260 to 1129 and encodes 289 amino acids. The transcript is spliced from 4 exons. The record is from RefSeq and is a predicted model, not a curated record. Lineage: Eukaryota; Fungi; Ascomycota; Pezizomycetes; Pezizales; Pyronemataceae.
ACCUACUCCACAUCUUGAAGAAUCCUUUCGCCUGAGGAAGUACCUAUUCAAGACUUUCCAGAGACCUCUCACGUCCCUGACCGCAGCAGCUGAGCUGAUCCCAGCCCUAUACAUUAGCCUAUCGGCUGCUAGCUCCGCAUCAGUCCUCCCAGCCCAGUCCGGAACUAGCACUUCAUCAUCACGCGAGCUUCCACCACUCUUGCAUACCUGGUAGGGUACAUUCCAUUCCAGCUCUCCCGAGCCUCCAGACCAAGGCGCCAUGCCCAGCACACCCCCGCCCACACCUCCUACUGCUACUGCUACUGCUACUACUACAACUACUAGCACUACCACCGAGCAUGGGGUCCCCGAGCUCACUCCAAUAUAUUCCUCCACCUCCACUCCUCCACCUCCACCACUCGCAGCACCAGCUCCCGCGCGCCUCCGCCGAAUCGUAACCUUUUCCACGACCGCCUCCAGCAUCUCCACCACCUGCGAUAUGGACAUUCCCAUCCCUAGCCGGCCCCAAACGACGACGAGCCUGUCGCCGGGAGGAGGACCGGGGGGGCUAGACGACGAGCGCACAGCGAUCACGUCCUCACACGGCGCCAGCAGCAUCCGGUCCUACGGGAUAUCGCAGCGCGGGCUCGUCCCCGCCCGUGGCCGCUCCUCGUCGUCGUCCGACGACGAGGAGCUCGAGGAUGAGGAGCGCGAGGGUGACCGGAAUAAACAUGGCUUCUUUGGAAGACUCGGCGCGAUAGAGCUCGAGAAUAAGGGCUCGGUCGCGAGAGAUCAUUUGGCGCUGGAGAGGACAUUCCUCGCAUGGCUGAGAACAAGUCUAGCCUUUGCUUCAAUCGGCAUCGCCAUAACGCAGCUCUUCCGUCUUAACUCGGCCACGGUGCCCCACGGGGAGACGAAGGACACGCUGCGAACGAUCGGCAAGCCACUGGGGGCCACGUUCCUGGGCAUCGCGAUACUGGUGCUGCUGAUCGGCACGAACCGAUACUAUGAGUCCCAGGCGUGGCUGCUGAAGGGGAAGUUCCCCGCUAGUAGGGGCAGCGUGUUUUUGCUCACGUUAGUCGCGUGUGCUUUGAUCGUCGCCUCGCUGGUCAUUGUGCUCGUUAUUUCGCCGACGCAGUCGGAGCUUUAGUACUCUGGUGGGUGUACAUGUGGGUGUAGGUGCGUGGUGUUUGCGGGUUCUUCUUCUUCAUCUUCUUCAUCUUCUUCUUCUUCUUUCUUUCGCGGCGUUCAUCUGGGACAAUCUGGGACAUGUGUUUGUUUAUUUGUUUGAUUUGAUUUUGAUUUUGGAUUGGCAUAUGCAUUCAGCAUGGCAUGGCAUUUUUUUCAUUGCACAUUUUCAUUGCACAUACUUACAUAAUGGGAUUUUUGUCUUUUCAUACUUGGUGUUUAUACUAUACGGGCUGGCUGGCUGGAUGAACGGAUGUAGAUAUUUGGGGCUUCUUCUUUCAGAUAUUUGGAGUACAUUGUACGAGUACGAGUAAAGU